UAACGUCUCUAGCCUGACGCUGGUAUACUUUUCGUUUCGUAGGGAGGAGUCAGACGUUAGUUUCUAUAUUAAAGUGACAUGUUUAUUGAAUUAACAGUAAUUCUACAACAUGUAUCGCGCCAUAUAUCCAUAAUGUAGUCUGUGCAUGUUGUUGACGUAAAGCUAUUGAUCGGUAACCAGGUAAUUUUCGAUAAAAGAUCGAAGGAAAUUGACGGAACAGGAAGGCGGAACAAGAUCACAGACUGAGUCAAAACCAAAAGACAGUCCAUAACAAAAACUCUGCACUGGUUGUUUACACAACCCUUUGAUUGCUUUCAUUUCAACAGUAAAUAAUUCACCAGAAGCAUUCAAACUAAUCGCCCGCCGGCACCACAUGCAACAAUGUCCAUGGCGCUGAAACAAGUCUUCAACAAAGACAGGACAUUCCGGCCCAAGCGCAAGUUUGAGCCCGGGACGCAGCGCUUCGAGCUGCACAAGAAGGCCCAGGCGUCUCUGAACGCAGGGCUAGACCUGAAGCAGGCUGUGCAGCUCCCCCAUGGCGAGGAUCUCAACGACUGGGUGGCCGUCCACGUGGUCGACUUCUUCAACCGCAUCAACCUCAUCUACGGCACCAUCAGUGACUCCUGCACCGAUCAAACCUGCCCUGUCAUGUCUGGUGGGCCCAAGUACGAAUACCGCUGGCAGGAUGAGCACAAGUACAAGAGGCCGACGGCGCUGCCAGCCCCCAAAUACAUGAGCCUGCUCAUGGAUUGGAUUGAGGUACAAAUCAACAAUGAGAACAUCUUCCCUACUAACGUCGGUACUCCCUUCCCUAAGACCUUCAUGCAGGUGGCUAAGAAGAUUUUGUCUCGCCUGUUCCGUGUGUUUGUCCACGUCUACAUCCACCACUUUGACCGUGUGAGCCAGAUGGGGGCUGAGGCUCACGUCAAUACCUGCUACAAGCAUUUUUAUUACUUUGUUACUGAGUUCAACCUCACGGACCACAAAGAGCUGGAGCCUCUGAAAGAGAUGACCUCUCGGAUGUGUCACUGAGGGAGCACAAGUGACCUGUCGACACACGCCGGACGAACGCAUCCGUCCGUCUAGAAGACUGCAGCAGAGAGCUAAAAGAACAGACAAAUUCAAAAAAGAGUCUAUUUUUAUAUUUAAGUACUGUAAUCUAUAUUAGCCACAUACUGUAGGUUUUAACCAAGAACCUGGUCUUAUGAGGCAUUUUUGUUCCUUUUAAAAAAAGUUUUCAAACAUUUUAUCAGAGCCCAGUAUUAAGAAGUGUAUGUUUGUGUUGAUGUUUUUCUAUUUUAUUUGAAUCUCAAUCAUUCCAGGAUACUUCUGUUUUUCUGUCUGUCUAAAAUGAUCUAAAAUUAGUUUGAUUUCUUACUGUACGUCUAUAAAAUCAUUAAAAUGAUUCUUUACUCUGUUAUAAUUUGAAUUUGGUAAUCAGUAUUUAAAUUAACACUGACUGGUUUUCCUUUCUGAAGCUAAUAGUACUGGGUUACGGCCUAACCUAAUCUAUUGAUUUUAUUUUUUGUCCAAGUUUUUUCUGUAAAACUGUCAACAGUUUAGUCAAUUUUACCACUCACAACUGGAAACAUUAGUAUUUUCUUCAGGCAGGUGAAGUUUUAUGUACAAAUGUUAAAAUAGCAAUGAGGAAAAAUACAUUUUUUUUCUUUGUUUCUGAGAGUAAUUUUUAUGUUUUGAAGACCAUUUCAAAAAAUAAAUUUGGGGCUCAGCCCCAUUAAUUUAAAAGUUC
Siniperca chuatsi (mandarin fish) is the source of this 1750-nucleotide messenger RNA. It is a transcript of the gene mob3a, whose product is annotated as MOB kinase activator 3A. Gene Ontology annotation, cellular component: nucleus; cytoplasm. The coding region runs from base 382 to 1032 and encodes 216 amino acids. The record is from RefSeq and is a predicted model, not a curated record. Gene Ontology annotation, biological process: positive regulation of protein phosphorylation; signal transduction. The transcript has 4 exons. Gene Ontology annotation, molecular function: protein kinase activator activity. Lineage: Eukaryota; Metazoa; Chordata; Actinopteri; Centrarchiformes; Sinipercidae.